CCCCUUCGUCUUAUCCCAUUCAUCGUUUCUCUGUUUUAUAACAAAAACCUCAUCCAUUUUCACUCUCCCCCCCACUUUUUUCCGAGCUGUAGUGGUUUUUGCGGCCAGUUGCAUGCAUUUUUCGUCUCCCAAAAUGGUUUGCGAGACUAAAAUUGUUGCGGACGAACAUGAUGCUAUACCUGGGACCAAAAAAGAGUCGAUGAUGUGGAGCUCUGCGCCGGCCAGCGCAGCUCUGAACCCCGCAGAGGCGAGGGAUGUAAGGAAAGAUGUGGUUUAUAUCCGCGAGUUCGAGUGCGGGGAUCAUGAGGAGGUGCGGCGCAUCUUUUACGAGGGUAUUAUGGAGAGGAUACCCAACACGGCGUUUAGGGGGCUCAGGCAGCAUCCCAAGACCCAGUUUUUAUAUGCUCUUCUGACAGUAAUGUGCUUUUUCGUGACCAAAUCCGUCACGCUGACCUGCUGUGCGCCCCUCUUUCUCAUGGGCGCGCGCUACUUCUACAGCAGGAAAGUUAUCCACAGUUAUCUGGACUGUGCUCUGCACACGGACAUGGCUGACAUAGAGGCUUAUUACAUGACACCCACAGGUUCCUGUUUCUGGGUGGCAAUGCUUGACGGACGUGUGGUUGGGAUCGUGGCAGCGCAAGGCCGCGAGGACGACAACUCGGUGGAGCUGCGGCGCAUGUCGGUGGACUCUCGUUACCGCGGCAAAGGCAUCGCAAAGGUACUGGGUCGGCGCGUUCUGGAGUUCGCCGUGCGCAACAACUACGCCGCUGUGGUCCUCGGCACGACGGCUGUAAAGUUGGCCGCCCACAAGCUGUACGAGUCGCUGGGCUUCCGCCGAAUGGACCAGAGCAAGGACUACCGGCUGCCCGGGAUGAGGCGCACGCCGCUGGAGAGGCUCUUCUUCCAGAUCCGCCACAGCCGCUACCGCCUGCAGCUCCGUGAGGAGUGAGAGGUGACAGAGAGAGGGAGGGAGAGAGAGAUGGAGAAGACAGGGACAGAGAGCGACGACCCUCAUCCACCCGAGAGCCCAGACAGCAUCCUCUCCUCUGACAGCUUUUAUUUAUUUUGUGUCAUUAGAGAUAACGCCGAGUACAACUUAACAAUAUUCCAUCUUUAAAGUCACUAACGUUUUCAUUCCUAUUAUGCUUUAUUUUUUGCUGUUGUUUUUGUAUUAUACUUUUACAUUUUAAAUAAGAGUUUUUUUUUUUUCCUCUAUUUUAUUAAGAUAUGUUUUUGUACCUUUGCCCCUCCCCUUUACACUGUGGGAGAAAAGGCUUUUUAUAGAAGACAUCUUAACUGGCACCCUCCCCUGCCCCUUUGGUUUAAAGAUGAUGUGACUCUGAUCAAUGCUCCCCUUCAUUACUACUCCACAAUGCCCUCUCUACCCCUCCCCUAUACCUCAAGCCUUCCCUCCCCUCCCACACUCUCUGUACCGCAAAAUCCAACAGAUGGGUUUGGCACAGGAAAGUGCAGUGAGACAUUUGUGUCAUUGGGGGUGGACAAAGAAAUGGAUUUGGUUGGGAGGGGCAGAUAUGGCUUCCUCGAGAGCAACACAAACACACCAACAAGUGUUUGGGGAACUUGUGGAUCACACUCUUUCCAAAAGCUCCUCAAUGUUACAUGUUGUGUGUGCUCUGUGGAUAUAAAGCAAGUCAUUUGGCUUGCAGCCAGCCGCUCAAGACGCCAUAUUGAAGCACAGCAAGUGUGUUACUGACCCCCACAGUGAGAGAGAAGGAUGGCAGGAUGGUUACCGGAACAUGCACCUAACGCAGUGCAUCUUCCCCACACACUCCUCCUCUUCCUCUUCCUCACUGAUUUAAUUAGAUCCCUCCCUUCUAUUGUUUUAUUAAUCCCUGCGUUUCUCACUGGAGCUGUGGAGAGGCUCUCUGAUUGGUUGAGGUGAAAGGAGGUGUGGAACAGAUCCCAUGAUACAGUAUAUCUGCA
Molecule: messenger RNA, 1944 nt
Organism: Trematomus bernacchii (emerald rockcod)
Lineage: Eukaryota; Metazoa; Chordata; Actinopteri; Perciformes; Nototheniidae
Gene: aspnat
Product: N-acetyltransferase 8-like
Exons: 3
Coding region: 113-949 (278 amino acids)
Cellular component (GO): mitochondrial membrane
Molecular function (GO): L-aspartate N-acetyltransferase activity
Source: RefSeq, a predicted model, not a curated record